Messenger RNA from Labrus mixtus (cuckoo wrasse), 1606 nucleotides. RefSeq names its product WW domain containing oxidoreductase (gene wwox). Gene Ontology annotation, molecular function: protein binding. The transcript has 9 exons. Lineage: Eukaryota; Metazoa; Chordata; Actinopteri; Labriformes; Labridae. Bases 128 to 1366 code for a protein of 412 amino acids. The record is from RefSeq and is a predicted model, not a curated record.
AUAGUGUUGUUGCGGAAGUGCCUGUACACCGCUCUUGGUUGCGCUGUACUCUUGAUAGUCACAGUCACUCGUUAAAGCAAAUAUUCCUUUAUGGUGUUUUGUUUGUAGUCACAGUUUAUUUAAAGUUAUGUCGGCUCUAAAAUACGCAGGUAUGGACGAUACAGACAGUGAGGAUGAAUUACCUCCCGGCUGGGAAGAGAGGUCUACUAAAGAUGGCUGGGUCUACUAUGCAAACCAUGAUGAAAUGAAGACCCAAUGGGAACACCCAAAGACGGGAAAGAAAAAGCGAUGUGCUGGAGAUUUGCCGUAUGGUUGGGAGCAAGAAACUGAUGAAAAAGGACAGAUCAUCUAUGUUGACCACAUCAACAAGCGCACCACAUACUUUGACCCCCGACAGGCUUUCACAGUGGAGGACGUGUCGGUGAAGCCGAAACGCUACGACGGAAACACCGCUGCUCUGGAGAUCCUGCAGGGUCGUGACCUCUCUGACAAGGUCGUCCUCAUUACUGGAGGCAACUCUGGCAUUGGCUUUGAGACGGCCAGGACUUUCGCUCUCCACGGCGCCCAUGUGAUCCUGGCGUGUCGAAAUCUGUCCCGGGCCAGCAAGGCGGCGAACCUCAUACAGGAGGAGUGGCACAAAGCGAGAGUAGAAGCCAUGAUGUGCGACCUGGCCUCUCUGCGCAGUGUCAGGGAGUUUGCCGAGUCUUUCAAGGCCAGGACACUGCCUCUGCACGUUCUGGUGUGUAACGCAGCCGUGUGCACUCAGCCCUGGGCCCUGACAGAGGACGGCCUGGAGUCCACCUUCCAGAUCUGUCACCUCGGUCACUUCCUGCUCGUCCAGAGCCUGCAGGACGUGCUGCGUCGCUCGGCUCCCGCCCGUGUGGUCGUGGUGUCAUCAGAGUCCCACAGGUUCACAGACCUCCUGGACUCGUGUGGCAAAGUGGACUUGGCCCUGCUGUGUCCCCCAAAGAAGGAGUACUGGUCCAUGCUGGCGUACAACAGAGCCAAACUCUGCAACAUCCUCUUCAGUAACGAGCUCCACCGCCGCCUCUCGCCCCACGGGGUCACAUCCAACGCGGUGCACCCUGGGAACAUGAUGUACACCUCCAUUCACCGCAGCUGGUGGCUGAUGACCUUCCUCUUCACACUCGCCAGACCUUUCACCAAGUCUAUGCAACAAGGGUCGGCGACCACGGUGUACUGCGCCGCGGCUCCUGAGCUGGAGGGGUUAGGAGGCAUGUACUUCAACAACUGCUUCCGCUGCAUGCCGUCCAUGCAGGCCCAGGACCAGAGCAGCGCCGCCAGCCUGUGGGAGCUGAGCGAGCGGCUGGUCGCGGAGAGGUCGGCGGGCAUACAAGCCCUCUGAUGGGAGGAGGUGGUGGAGGUGGAGGAGGUGGAGGUGCAGGGGGGCAGCAGGUCACGGUGAAGUCCAAUUAGAUAUGAAAAGAAUAAAAAUGUACUCUGACUGUACAAGAGAGCUGCCAAACCAAGAGAGUCCUUCUGGAUAUGUCACAUCACUAUGGGGGCUCGAAAACACACUACAGAGUGUGGAGGGGUCUUUAACACUCUUAUACUGUGAUACUUUACAGUGUCGGGGGGGGGGGGG